UGUGUGUUGUUGUUGAAGCAAUGAUGGCGGCGGCGGGAUGCGGAUCAGCAACCGCGGCUGCCGUGGGAGGACAAGGCGGGACCGCCGCGGCCAGAGGUCGUUUCCCCGGUCGGCCUUGGUCAUCGCGCAGUCGUUUGCGCUCCGAGAAGCGAUGGCAGCUCGGCCGCUCGGGCUCCGAGGCUGAAGAGGCGAGCAGCGCAGGGCCGAGGCCCGCCAACCCGGCGGUGGCGCUGGGAGAAGACCAGUCCCACCUGCGCCUGCUCGGCAUGGAGGCGAGCCACCAGAGCCUCGGCCAGGCCGGCUACAGCUCGAGUGGGAGUGAAGAGGUGAGCUCCCAAACCGAGCCAGGAGGUGACGACUUCAAAGGAUUUGAGGCUGAGAAAAAAAGCUCCAGAAGACCUGUAACGUCUCAGCAAAAUUCUUCCAAUGGUAAACAAAAAGGUGAGGCUGCCAACACAAAAUCUAAACGACAGAGUGAGAAGCUACCACUUAAAACGCCUGCAGUGGAGGCAGCUGCCCCUCUUGUCCCUGUAAAGGAGGAACAAUCUUUGGAAGAAAUGCAUGGCACAUCUGUUGAAGCAAAAGCAGGCAAGGAUUUUACGAAAAGCUUGAAAGGAAAAAACAUGGAUCAGAAGUCCACGAAAAGCAGAGUGUCCACUGCAGGACCGAGAAUUACUAUAAAGUUAGUGACCAAGAAGAAAGUGAAAACUGUAAAAGAACCUCAGAAAAAACCUGUGAAGAAGUUGAAGAUUAAAGAAAUUCAGGAUCAGCCUACUGCCAAGGACAUUCAGGGUGACCAGAUUGCAAGCGCUCACGUCAAAUUAAAAACUGAACCACAAGAGGAGAAACAUGGCACAGAGGAUAAAGGAGCUGGGACUGUACCUGCAAGAAGACGUGGGAGGUCUGCGAUAAAGGCAGCAGAGCCUAUAGGACAGGCUACUGCCAAAGUUGUGGUUGAUGACCAAAAAUCAAAAAAGAAAGAAGCGAAUGGCACCGUAAAGGACUGUGAGUCUUCAGAGCCAAAACUGACUGCAAAUAAAUUAAAGAAAAAGAAGUUGGUGGAAGGUCAGAGCUCCACAGCUAAACGUGUGACUCGGAGUAAAAGAGUUCCUGACCCACUGUCUAAAAGUGUCCCAGACAGUGCAGCUGAGUCCGAAACCCAGGAGAAAACCGCUGCCGUUCUCGCAGAUUCCAAGCCAGAAGUUUCACAAAUAGAGGAGUCUAAACCACCAGUAGGAAGAAACGGACGAAGGCAAAGCAGGAGGCUCAAUAAAGAUGUUACAGUGCCAGAAAACCAAGACCAAUCAUCCACUGAAACUGAUAAUUCAGCCACACAACCUUCUGACAAUUUGUCAUUCUCUAAUAAGGAAAUGAAGGUUCCAAGCAUAAAGUUGUUAAAAAUUAGAAACCCUAAAUAUGAUGCACAGGGCAGUGGGAAGACCUCAUCUCGAAAGAAGAAACGGAGAAAAUAUGUCUGGUCGUUAACAUUAGUGAGUAGUGGAAGUCACACAUCAGAUCCUGGAAAGGCUAUCACUUCAGCAGAGGUUGUGAAGGAAGUAGAUCAGCCUGCUCCUGCUGACACCAAUGUCAAGAAAAAUGUAAAGGUGCUGGAUAAAAAACCUAAACUGGAUAAUACCGCCCCACAAGAGAGUGAAAGUCUAGAGAGCAAUGAAAAGGAUCUGCAAAGCAAGCCUGACCUGGAAAAGUCCAAUUUACAACCAGAAGCUGAAGUAGAUCCUGCACCAGAAACCCAUGCACAAGAAAACAGUAAAACAGAUUGCGGAAAAGUUGUGCCCCCUCUUCAAAUUAAAAAGGUCUCCUCUCCUGGUAAACACAAGAGCUCAAAGCCUUCCUUUUUGAUCCAGCAGGUCAGUCCUGUUCCUGAAAAGAAAGAGGAUGCUGUGAAAGAUCCAAGUGAAGCUGAUGAGGAUAAGUUACCGAGUCUGCCUGCUGACGCUGCACCUACUAGAAGACUAAGGAGGAGGACUUCAAGUCUUGAUUCACCGCAACAAAAGUCUGUCAUUCAGAAACCGGUGACUGAACAGAAACGGAGGCUGAGAAAGAGUUCACAAGAAGAAGAUACUCCACAAGUGCAAGUUGAAGUUUCCGCUCAGGUUUCAGUUGAAGAUUCCAGCUCACAAGUUCUUCCUGAAAACUCCUGUCAUGUUUUGGCUGAGGACCAACCACAGGUGACUGCUGUAAACUCCUCUGAAAAUCUGGACAAGGAUGCCUCAAAGAUCGCUGACGAUCCCCCACAAGUACCCGGUGAUGUUUCCCCACAGAAGGAAGAGAAUGAGGUCGAACCCCAGAUUAAAGAGGCCAAACCCUUGCUUGUGCCUUCCAAACCUAGAAGAUGUAGAAAUAAUAAAGUAGGGAAGAAGAAGCUGGUUCAAAAAAAGAAAGCUGUUGUUUCUCCUGAUACGACUGUCGACACAGCCGUCGCAGUAACAGUUGCAGUCGACUCUUCUAGCACAGAGCCUGUUCUAAAAGAAGAUGCUCAGGCGUUUGUAGUAGAAGUAAGUCAGCCAGAAACAAAAGCGUGCACUCAGCCAGAAACCCAACAGGACACAGUGUCAGUGCAAGAAGAACAGAUACACCUGCCUAUAAAAGAGGAAACAGACAGUCAGUUGAUUGACAGUCAGCGGUCUGUGGUAUCAGAGAGUCGUCUACGUCGUCUAAGAAAAUCAAGGAAAUCUCUCAGAAAAUUAAAAAAGAGGCGUACUACAAAUUUAAUCGGGCAGCGUCAAAAGCACAGGCACAGAGGGAAAGACGGGAAGUUUGCUCCAAUUGAAAUAUCUACAAGUCAGGAGAUUGCAGACAUUGUUGAGUCAGAUGGUGACCUUUCCCGUUCAUUGGCAGCUAUAAGACCAUCCCCAAGCCCCAAAUUUAUUGGAGUUCAUAAAAAGUACAAGAAGAGACAGAGUGGUCUUCAGUUCGUUGGAUCUAAAAUUCCCAAAUCCCAGUCGAAAUUCAUUUCCACACUGAUAGAAAUGGGACUUGACAAAGAAAGUUUGAAGCAAGAAGAAGCAGACACGCCAGUUUAUGGAGGACAGACAGAUGCUGUAAAUGCUCAGCCCAGUAAGUCAAAGUUUGUAAAAAACAUCAAGCACUUCAUUAUGCCUGUUGUAAGUGCCAGAUCCUCGCGGGUCAUCAAGACUCCACAAAGAUUUAUGGAUGAUGCUGGGAUGUCUAUAUUGCCUCGAAGAAACUCUCCAAAGAAGGGCUCCCAACCGGGUUUGCAGAUUCGUCCAGGGAAGAGGCGAGAUGACGGGGUAGAACGAGCAAUAUCCCCAAUCCUUCCAAUUGAUGACGAGGACAUACUGAGUGAAGCGCAGCUUGAUGUGGAUCUGUUUUCUGCUCAGGACCUAGAUGACAGCAUCGAUAGCCUGUUUUCUGAAAGAAAAAGUGGCAAAAAUGGAAAAAAGAGUUCCUUUCUAAAGAACUCAAGCUUCAGGUGGUCAGAGGAGUCUGGUGAGGAAAUGUAUACACUGGAUAAAACUCCGGAGAGUAAAUGUGAGGACCUGUUUUUGCCUACCCCAGUGGAUAAACCCCCAGAACUCUCAUCCAACCUCAUGGACAUUCUGAAAAAGAAAAGUCCACCUAAGUUUAACAAGCAAGCAGCGCACCUCAAGAUUUACCAGAAGUUAAAGAAACCCCAUUUGGGACUUAACAAAAGCAAAAACACAACAGAAUUUGAAGCUGUCAGUAAAGCCGUUCAGUCCUCUGUGGAUUUAGCAGAAGGACUUGACGACGAGGCCAUGAGCAUCAGUCUAAGGCAGCGAGAUACGAGCACAGAAAAGGACAAGUCCAAGCUCAAGAUAGAAGACCUUAAUGCUCCUGGGGUUGUGAGAAAAGUUUCUGUGUGUGUUCGGACCAUGAACUCCAAGGCUCUUCAGAUACAACUUGGUGAAAAGGACGAUUCAGCGCAGAAAGACACUGCCCAGCUUCACUCAGGGGAGUUGCCAUCAGUACAAACCUCAGGCAGAGGGGAAGGCAUUCACCAUGGGUCGGUGGAGAAGGGAGCACCACAAAGAGCACGCCUCACUGGUGCAAAUAAAAGAAUGUUCAAUCUCCUCAGGAAAGCCAAGGUUCAACUCAUUAAAAUCGAUCAGCAGAAACAGCUCAAGUCCUCUGGGCUGUUAUCCGGCCCGGCUGGAGCCAGGUCGCACGAUAUCAGCUCUAAGAGACAAAGGAGGAAGGAGAGGAUGCACCUUCAUCCCGAUGUUUCAGUCAAGACAGAGCCGCUUCAAGGACAACCACAGCUAGUCUCCCCACUGUGCCAGGAGUUCCGUAGAGCCGGAGGUCCACGUAUCAAGCAUGUGUGCCGCGCCGCCUCGGUGGUGUUGGGGCAACCUCGAGCUUUGGUACCAGAUGACAUUCCCAGACUAAGCGCCUUGCCGCUGCAUGAAAGAUCUGGCAUCUCUCCAUCAGCUGUCACUAAAGAAAUUGGGUCCCCGUCAGAGUCAGACAGUCCUGAGAUGUCAGAACCAAAGGCAACCAAGUCUAAGAAGCCAACAAAUUUUGCUAAACGGAAAGGACUUGGUCCGUUUGGUUACCGCUCUCGGAGGUGUGGAGUGUGCAAGGGCUGCAACCACGAGGACGACUGCGGCAAGUGUAUCAACUGCCUUGACAAACCCAAGUUUGGAGGUCCUAAUACGAAGCGUCAGUGUUGUGUGUAUAAGAGAUGCGAUCAAAUUGAAGAAAGAAAGGCACGCAGACUUAGCGGGAGAACUGCACCCAAAGGUUCCUCUAAGCGACGGAGAUCAUCUUUUAGUGCUGGUUAUUCAAGUAAUGAUGAAGGGAUCGAGGGUGCUGUGGACUCCCCGUCAGGUCUCGUUGGUGAUAGCCAGAGCCCAUCAGUACGGAAGCAGCCAAAGCGAAUUGUGAAACCCCGUGUCUAUUUCGACCUGGUGGAUUACGACUCGGAUCUGGAUGAUAAAGCUUUCCCCAGCUCUGCCUCACCAGGAAGGAGAAAGGCUGGUGGCCCUCGAUACGGUCAAGACUUCGUAUCAUUGGAUGGAUUUUUGGAAGACACAUCAGAUGAUGAAGUCAGGCAUCGCAAAUCGAGUUCACACCGUGUACCGCAAGUUCGGCGUAAACCUGAGAAGGGUCUUCCACCUCAGGGUCCUUUGGAACAGACUCCUCCCAGUGUCCUGGCUGCCCUUGCCCACGGAUUUGAGCAGCGAGAAGUUGAAUCUUCCAAACCUACUCACAAAAUCAGGGUUGACUUCAAGGAGGACUGUACUUUGGAGAACGUUUGGAAUAUGGGUGGCCUAAGUAUACUCUCCUCUGCACCUCUCAUGCCACCCUACGUUUGCUUCCUCUGUGCCAGUAAAGGACAACAUGAGAUGUUAUAUUGCCAAGUAUGCUGUGAACCCUUUCACCAGUUUUGCCUUGAACCAGCGGAGCGGCCCUCUGAAGAGAACAAGGAAAAUUGGUGCUGCCGACGCUGCAAGUUUUGUCAUGUGUGCGGCAGUAGAAAUAAGCUAUCAAAGCCUUUACUGGAGUGCGAACGAUGCCAGAACUGUUACCAUGCUUCAUGUUUGGGGCCCAACUAUCCAAAACAGAACAAGAAGAGGAAAGCCUGGGUUUGUAUGACAUGCAUCAGGUGCAAAAGUUGUGGUGUCACGCCGGGGAAGAGUUGGGACAUUGAGUGGAACCAUGACAAAGGCCUCUGUCCAGACUGUUCAAAGCUAUAUGAACAGGGUAACUACUGUCCAAUCUGCUUCAAGUGUUAUGAAGACAAUGACUAUGACAGUCAGAUGAUGCAGUGUGGCACUUGCAACCACUGGGUACAUGCCAAGUGUGAAGAUCUCACAGAUGAGCUGUAUGAGAUUCUGUCCAGCUUGCCGGAAAGCGUGGUGUAUUCAUGUCGGCCGUGCAGUGUGACCCAGCCAAGCGCCUGGAGAGAGCUGCUUUACAUCGAGCUCAGAGCCGGGGUGGAGAAAGUACUAGCUUGCUUACUUUCCUCCACCCUCACCCAGCACCUUGUUACAUGCUCACUGUGUGAGAAGUUGUCGGACCCUGACAGUGGAGUUGAAGGCCGGCCAGCAUGCGACCUCAGAGCUGUUGGCAAGAAGUUCGACAAAGGGGUUUAUACUACACUGAAAAUGUUCCAUGAAGAUGUGGUUCAAGUGGUACGGAAGAGGCUUGAACAAGAGGAACAUCUUCCUGAGGAACGACGACCCACUGCCCUGGCACGCUCUUACUACUUAAAGCUCCUUGAGGAGGUGUUUAACUGGUUCAACAGCCAAGACCCAAAGGUGUGGAACCCUUGUACCAAAGACUUGCCCACGGGGAUGCUGACCAGUAGUGUUCAUCCUCCCACGAAAGAGCAUGUUUACGCUCAGUGGCAGGAAAGGGAAGAGCUGUCGUCCAGGCCCCCGUUGGGUGUCCUGCAGGAUGACAAUGGACAGAGUUUAGAUAUCAAGGAGGAAGAUGGAGUUUCUCUGAUAUCUGGGGAAGCAACAUGCCGGAAUCAUUUCAAGACCAGCAGGGCUGUCAGAUUCAAAGGAAAAAGAGGCAGACUUUCAAAAGCAGAUUUCGACACUGGAUGGUCACAAGAUGAUGAGAGACAAUGUUCUUUGUGUCAGAAAUACGGAGACCUCAAACCUGAUGAAGCUGGUAGGUUACUUUACCUGGGCCAGAAUGAGUGGGCGCAUGUCAACUGCUGUCUGUGGUCAGCUGAGGUGUUUGAAGAAGACAAUGGUUCUCUGCUGCAUGUGCACAGCGCUGUCACAAGAGGGCGCUUGAUGCGAUGUGAGCGCUGCAAUAAAACUGGUGCCACCGUGGGCUGCUGCCUGACAUCUUGUCAAAGCAACUACCACUUUAUGUGUGCACGCUCCAGACAGUGUGUGUUCCAGGAUGAUAAAAAAGUCUAUUGCUACAAACACAGACAUCUCAUCAGCGGCAGGAUGAUAACCGGUCAAGAAUUUGAAGUAAAUCACAGAGUUUAUGUGGAUUUUGAGGGAAUCAGCCUUCGGAGAAAGUUCUUGACCGGACUGGAACCGGAACUGAUCAGUGUGAUGAUUGGCUCGUUACAUAUUGACAAGCUUGGUGGGCUGACUGAACUAUCAGCCAGCAAAGGCAAAUUGUUUCCUGUUGGUUUUCAGUGUUUUCGAUGGUACUGGAGUACGGUUAAUCCACUACGUCGCUGCAAGUAUACAUGUACAGUCCGGGAAAUCCGGCCUGUAGUUCCAGAGAACCCUGUUGAAGACAUGCCUGAACAAGGAGACAAUCACACUAUUUCUCACAGCCCCCGUCGCCUUCCCGAAUCUCGAGCUCAAGAGACUGAUACCACGGAGACCCAACCCCAAACAGAUGAAAGCUUUGUCCCAGGUCCGCAUCUGAAGUCUGAUCACAAUGCAAAGCCAAAGAUUCCCAGUCAUCCCCUCCACAGGAGACCAGCUGGAGGAAUGUCCCGACCCCUGCCAUCACCAGGUACAGCCCAGGCAAAACCUCACCACAUUCUGACCAUAAGUGAUUUGGAAGAGACUCGAAGAGUUCGUCGCCACAGCCCGCACUCGCAGACAUCAAGUCUGCGCGGUCAGAUGUCCCCCCCUCCCCUGGGUUCUCUACCUGGACCAAUUACCUUCCGUGCUGGAAAAUCUUCCGUGCCUACCUCUCCGCUGUUCCCACUCAGUGCUUCUGACAACCCGAUGAACUGUCCGUCAUCCCGCCCAGUCGGAGGUAGAAGCAAUUCUUCACUCCGUUGCCCUGGAAAUACAAUAACACACUGUUCCUCGUCAUUCUUUCCUCAGUCUCCCUGGCAGGACAGUGCAGCCUCUGUAAGUCUGCCCUUCUCUUCACCCGUACAGCAUUUACACCGAAAUCGAUUGUCUUUUGAUCUGAACCAGUCGGACUCGGUCGAGGUACCACACAACUUCUUAGCUUCACCAGAGCCAGAAGAUGUCUCUCCAACAAACGGCACAUCCCCCCACGUGGACCUAGACAAACAAAGGGAUGAUGAAGAGUUUUCCUACGGUUCAUUCCACAAGGAUUCCAGUCUGGGGGAAGAGCUACGGACAGAACUGGAGAUUGAAGAAACACUCCUCAAUGAAGGGGUGGCAAUGAACUGUGGGGGGCAAAUAGUAGUGGAAGAGGAUGAGCAGGAGGGGUUUUGGGAGGGAGCCCAAGAGGUGCAUAAAACAAAGACCCUCGUUGCCAGUCUUCCACGGCCCAGAGUUUCAGGCAGGCAAGACUUGGGAAACACAUCUUCAGAUGAUGAUAUGGAGCAUUAUUUUGAUUUUUCGCGAACAAUAGUCAGUUGCCCAGUAUCAAAAGAUCGCUCCAAGUCUCCUUCCUCUCCUUCCUCCCGGCCCAUGGCUCAGCUCGAUGGAAUAGAUGACGGUACGGAGAGUGACGCAAGUGUAGCAACCACUGAUGAUGCCCAGAAAGUGUAUGGGCCUGGUAAAAAUCAGCUGCAAAGUAAAAACUUAGUUAAUAAAACAGUUCCUGAUACUGAAACUACAAGCAUUACACAUGCCUCCAGCUCACAGUCUUCGUCCGUUACCAUCUCAGCCGCAACAAAAGGUACCAGUGAUAGUUCAGCUCAACAUCUAUCUAAAUCCUUUGAUGUCAGUCAAAGCUUGGAAACUCCCCCAGCAGAUCAGGACACCAUGCUUCCUACUCCAGUUAAUAACGCUCUUCCUAACUUGCUCACGAAGGUGCCUGAGACAUCAUGUUCAGAGAGGUUAUUGAUCGCUUCCAAUUUAGGCCUGACUUCUGAAAGUUCUCUUGUUCUUGAGAAAUGUGAUAGUCUACGUUUCACUGACCUGCUUCCGGUAUUGCAAGACGGACCACUCGAAACCCAGCCAGAAACUUGUAAAUCCCUCAACUCAGAGCCUGAUAGUAGCAACCUUGCAUCAUUAACUGAGGGAUCUACCGUGUUGAUGAACCACAUAACAUCUGAUCUGAUGGAGCCCUCAUUAGCAGAUUCUGCAGAUAAUACUCACAGUUCCCAGCUCGGUCUGCUUCGGCCCUCCCCUUUAAUGUCUGCAGGCGUACAGAACUCCUCACAAUGCCUUGUAGACUCUCUGCAGAUGUUUUCUUGUUUACCAGGUUACAGUCAGCCUCCUCUAGCAAACAUUACUCUUCAGCCAGUGACAGCGGGACAGGAGUCAACAACGUUCUCAUGCAUGGAACCUAUGUCCACUAAACUAACAACCCUCACUCCCGUUGAAGAUGUGACCCAGACACAGGUACACGUCGCUCUCCAAAAUGAUCCAGCUGCACUAGACACCUGUCCCCCGGCUGGCUCUUGUGGUACUGUUUCUGUGCCUCUGUACUCCACACAAUUGCAAUCUGUUGGCUCUGCAGCCGUCACCAUUGUAUCUUCUUCAACAUCAGUGUCAUCCCUUUCUGCACUGUCCACACAAUGCUCAGCCACCGCAACCCCACUGCAAACCUCUGCCCCAGUGGUUUUAAAUGGUUACAGUUCUUCAUCUGUGCAGAAGGACGGUACAUCCGGCCACUCAAUCUCCAUCAAUUUCUCUACACCCCGGCCAGCGUUUGAGCCUCAACAGCCCGUGUUACCCCAGACAUUACCUGGUCAUGCCAUCCUUACUGUGAAAGAGGUGGGAGGUCCAAAUGUAGAUCCUACACCUCAUGUACUACUGGUGAACCGCCUUGGGCAGAUCUUUGUAAAAAAUCCAGAGAGCAACACUUUCCAGUUGCCUACUCCCAGCUCCCCCUCCUUUAAUUGUGUCAAUCAGAUUGCCAAUCUUUUACAGAGCAACGCACUUUCCGCCACACUGGCAGCAGCUGGUAACAUGCCCGCUCCAUCACCGAGGGGCAACGUGACAAACGCAGUACCUGCAUCGGUCACACCCGCAGUUCAGAAUCCAGCUACUGUCACACAGCUGCUCACCAGCAAUAGCAACGGUGCAGUGGCAACGGUUAGUGUAAAAAAGUCAAAAAAGAACACAAAGACACCAAAAGAUGAAACCGUUCCAGAGCUGAAAAAACCAAAGAAAAAAAAGGAAACUAACGCAUCCAGAAAAUCCAAGUCAUCCAAGGCUGCAGGGCAGCCUGGCCCGCCUGUUGAGAAUCCUCCAGUGACUCCUGCUGAAAGUGCCCAAGCAAUUAUCAAUCAAGCAAUGGCGAGUAACUACACUCCCAAGUGGGGUGGGCUUCGAACAAUGAGCCCCUCGUUAGUUUUGCCACCUGGCCUUUUAAUCGAACCAGAGCCUCCAGUGCCACCCCGCCCUCCUUCACCUACACCAGCUCUUGCACCUCGCCCUCGCACCCACGUCCGCAUGAAGAGAGUGUCCUCACUUUCAGACCGCAUUGUUACAAAGAAGUCUAAAGUUGACUUCCUCCAACCAGAGCCAAUCAGCGAAGAAGAGAAGCCUCGUAAACCAACGUUUCCAAGCGUCUCCAGCAGGGCCUCAGGAGUUCGCAUCAAAACCCCCACAGUCAAAGAAGUCCUGAACCUGGACCAGUUAAAGGAGGAGCACAAUAGCUAUUCUGAUAGCUCGGGAUCAGAGCCUUGGAAUUAUUUGUCUCAGGGUGAACAAGAGAAACAGCAUACGUGGGAAUCGGUGGGACACCUCAACCUCACCGACUGGAAGAAAUACUCCGGUACUGCUUCUGCUUCUGACGAGGAACCAGCACCAUCUGAUGAGGGGGAGGGAUUUCCAAAUAACAGGGACCAGCCACAUUUGCUGUUUGAGAUAACCAGUGAUGACGGUUUCAGUGUGGAGGCAGACAGUAUAGAGGUGGCUUGGAAAGCAGUGGUAGAUGGUGUGCAGGAAGCAAGGGCCUUAGCAAGGCUGAGGCCUCUGACUUUUCAGUGGAUUACUGGUUCCCGUAUGAUGGGCCUGGUCCAUGACGCAGUGGUGUUUUUGCUGGAACAACUUGAAGGAGCGCACCGUUGCCAGCGACAUCCUUUCCGUUUCUUCAAGCAGUUCAGUCAGGAGGAUGAUCUACCAGUAAACCCCAGUGGCUGCGCCCGCUCUGAGCUUUAUCAAAGGAAAUCCACAUUUGACAUGUUCAACUUCCUGGCUUCUCAGCACAGACAGCUUCCUGACAUCGGACCAUAUGAUGAUGAGGAAGACGAGGUUCUUUUGAAGUCUACAAGACGGGCUACUAGUUUGGAGUUACCCAUGGCCAUGCGCUUCAGACAUUUGGAAAGGACAUCCAAGGAGGCCGUGGGAGUGUACAGGUCUGCUAUCCACGGACGAGGUCUAUUCUGCAAGAGGAACAUUGAAGCAGGGGAGAUGGUCAUCGAGUACGCUGGCAUCGUCAUUCGCUCAGUUCUCACCGACAAAAGAGAGAAGUACUACGACGGCAAGGGUAUUGGCUGCUAUAUGUUCCGCAUUGACGAUUUUGAUGUGGUGGAUGCAACAAUGCACGGCAAUGCAGCGAGGUUCAUCAACCACUCCUGUGAACCCAACUGCUACUCACGAGUGAUCAACGUGGAAGGCCGGAAGCAUAUUGUUAUCUUUGCUCUGAGAAAAAUCUACCGUGGGGAGGAGCUGACCUACGACUACAAGUUUCCCAUUGAAGACGCCAGCAACAAACUCAACUGCAACUGCGGGGCCCGGCGAUGCCGUCGCUUCCUCAACUGACAGAUCCCUUGGAUGACGAGGAGGGGGGAUCCCUGUUUACUAGUAAGCCUUAAAUUAAGGUGGCAUUAACUUGGGCUUGGGGGUGACUGUGGGCAGUCUGCACAGCAGGAGGGAGUAGCCACUAUGAGACCAGUCAGAGGUGACAUGGGGACAUUUUAUGGAAAACCAGUGUAUAAAAAUCAUUUGACUUUUGUAAAGUUUCUUUCCUCAUGUGUUUUCACAAAUUACACCUGCUUGUGAGAAUUUCUCAUGGGCACAGCCGGCCCAGCAUACAAUGUUUUCAAGAUGUGGUUUCAGUUUAUACCACAAACUGACAUAUAAAGGUGAUAAUAUUUUAAACAAGAGUUCCUGGAAGGAGAAAAAUGUUCUGAAAAACACACCAAGCCUUAUCUGUUUAAAUGAUUGCUGAAAACCUAUAUCUAAAAUGUGUUUCCAUGAUGUGUUUUAUCCAUUUGGGAGCGGAGAUAUGUCUUUCUAUCGUACUCUUUUCAUCAUGAUUGCUCCUUCCAACCGUGAUUGAAACAUAGCCCCCCCCCCCCCAUCAUGCAGUGGUGAAGUCAUUUCUUGAGCCAUACACUCACCCAAACCUAUAUUUGUGCAUUUUAUCUUGCAUUCAACACUUUACACAUAAAUGCUUUUCCUUUUUAGAUGUUUUUUUUUCUGAAUAACUAAACAACCAUGGUGCUAAGCUUUGAAAGCUCUGUCUUUAGUUGGACUAAAAUAUCUUGUGGAUCAGGAAUUGUUUAGCUGUUUAUUAACCAUACUGCAAUCAUCCUUCUUAAAUUUAUGCACUCGAGCAGUACUCUCGUGAUUAUUGAGUUAUUGGGUGUGCUAAGUUUCACAUUUAGCAUCAUACGUCUACAAGGUUUCACUCGUUUCUUUUUAGUUCUAAAUUGCUUGUUUAACUGUACAGUUUUCAGUCAGCAACAGUGUCAUAGUUGUAAAGACAAAAAACGUGUCUUAAACUAGUUUUUUUUUCUCGCUCAAUGUACAGUGUAUGUAGCAAACACUACCCAAGCCAAAAGUAAAGAUUUGUGGUGGAAAUAAUCUUUUAAAUAUAUAUAAUUCUAUAUAUAUAUUUUUUAUUAUUCUCAUGGCAGAUGCUCAUUACCUAUUGCAAUAAGACGUGCUGCCCCACAGAUGCACAUGAAUGAACACCCAAAAUACAAAUUAUCUUCAUGUUUGUGAAACCUGCUAAAGUUUCUCAUAAUCAGGGAGAGCACUGGUAAAAAGCAUUGCUACUGAGUGUACGUUCAGCUCCUGCACCAGGCUGAUUGAGAACAUGGUGCACACAUGCUCUGAAUGUUGUUGAUGGAGAGCAUUCAGCACCUUUAAAAAAAUGUUUGAUGUUGUAAGUUGAUGUUCAGUGCUGUCAGUAAUGAGAGGGUAAUUGAAUUCACACACUGUUCCAAUUAGUAGUUAUAUUUAUUCAUGUUUUGGUUUAUAUUUUUAUUGGUAAAAGGUUGUGGUGUGUAUAUUUGGUGGCGGUCUUGUGUAAUAACAGAUUUCCCCCUUUUGCAUCCUUCGUUUUGUUUACAGAUGUUUUUUGUGUCACUAAUUUACUUGAAUUUCCGUUUCAGGCAGUUGUGUCAAACAUAUAAGCCUUUAUGACAUAACGUGUUCUGAAGCAUGUCUUUUUUUUUUUUAAAAAACAUCUUCAUUUUAUUUUUAUUUUUUUAAUUACUGUAGAUUUUUGAAGGUCUUAGAAUCAGCCACAGGAGUAAAGUGAGCACUCUUCACCUACUCAAGCCUACGGCCAUUUUAUUCAUCCCUUUUUGUUUUAAUAGAGCGAAUUCCCAUGUUUUUCUUUACUGUAAUCCCCCUUUUACCCUCUUGCAUGUCCAAUCACUGGGAUGGAGCCCAGAUUAAUUUAUGUCAAUCAUCUGGCUAACGAAUAAGAGCAGAGUCACUCCCAUCUCCUUGUAAGGAUUCUACCUCAGCUGCUUAGACAGAUGUUUCAGAAUACUGAUGCAAAAAGAGAGGAUGAUGAUGAUGAUGAUUUAAAAACUAGCUUGGUUUUAAAUAUCCUGGUCUGUGUGUGUGUGUGUGUUUGUUGUUUUCCUCUUGUGUAUGUGUGCGUGUGUGCAAUGAAGGAUGCAGAAGCACUAGUCAAAAGUGGAAGUUAUCAUGACCAUCGUUCCCAGGAUCUGUUAAGAAACCUGUAUGUUAUAUAUACACAUAUAUAUAGAUAUAUAUAAUAGGGUUAUUUUAAAGUAAGUGUAAAAGAAAUACAAAUGAGAAAAUAUGUGCUCUUUAAAUUUACGUCUUUGUUACCAUGUACAAAUAAACCUUGAGUUUGUAAAUAUUUGUAUACAUAUUUCUAAACCCGUUUAAUUUUCUAUGCACUUUUUUUAUUUAUAAUGUUAUUUGCUUAAUAAAGAU
Molecule: messenger RNA, 13952 nt
Organism: Cololabis saira (Pacific saury)
Lineage: Eukaryota; Metazoa; Chordata; Actinopteri; Beloniformes; Belonidae
Gene: kmt2bb
Product: lysine (K)-specific methyltransferase 2Bb
Exons: 36
Coding region: 21-11570 (3849 amino acids)
Biological process (GO): positive regulation of DNA-templated transcription
Cellular component (GO): nucleus; histone methyltransferase complex
Molecular function (GO): histone H3K4 methyltransferase activity; DNA binding; zinc ion binding
Source: RefSeq, a predicted model, not a curated record